AUUAUCAGUCAAUUUCUUUACCGCAGCUGCCUUGUUAUAAUUCCAGAUCAAUCUCAACGAGGGAGAGGGAGAGGGAGAGAGACGGAGAGAGAUUGAGAGAGAGAUAUGGGGCACUCAAACAUCUGGAACGCGCAUCCCAAGACCUACGGCCCUGGCUCUCGCGCCUGCCGUGUUUGUGGAAAUCCUCAUGGGAUAAUUAGAAAGUAUGGGAUAAUGUGCUGCAGACAGUGCUUUAAAACCAAUGCCAAGGAAAUCGGUUUCAUCAAGUAUCGUUAAGUUGGGACUUGUCAUCUACCCCCACAGUCCUUCACCCUGCCGAAGAAGACUUGUGGUACCUGUUUUAUUGUCAAUUUAGUUUCAUGAAGAUGUAGUUUUGUUUUUCUGGAGACAAUGGAUCCAUCCUGAUGAUGUAAUAGAUUGAGUAAUUUGUAGACUAUUAAAGCAUUGGCAAAUUUGAAGCUGCUAUUGUUCUUUU
Messenger RNA from Daucus carota subsp. sativus, 475 nucleotides. RefSeq names its product small ribosomal subunit protein uS14z/uS14y/uS14x. The transcript is spliced from 3 exons. Bases 106 to 276 code for a protein of 56 amino acids. Gene Ontology annotation, biological process: translation. Gene Ontology annotation, molecular function: zinc ion binding; structural constituent of ribosome. NCBI's taxonomy places the organism in Eukaryota, Viridiplantae, Streptophyta, Magnoliopsida, Apiales, Apiaceae. The record is from RefSeq and is a predicted model, not a curated record. Gene Ontology annotation, cellular component: cytosolic small ribosomal subunit; ribosome.